AGAAGUCCCUACUAUGACAAAUCAGAAUAAUAUGAAAUGGUGUUCUUGUGCAACUUUUGGGUUGAUUACGUUCCCUGACCAUAAUUCCGACAUGAAUGUAGCAUAAAAAAUGGGGCGGAGCGUGUAAUAGGUUCAAAUGUCUGUCAAUUAAAACAGUCUCUGAUUGGUUACAACCUCAAACACGCCUCCAACCGCCAGGUGACGGGUGUUUGGACGCUGCAGAACAUUACUACUGUAUUAAAUAGGAUGUCAAAAUAGUCCGCGACUUGUGAGAACUGCCUUAAUAAUGACUGAAACUGACUUGGGUUUGGCAUGCCAACAUGUCCUUCUUGACAAAACGCCAGUUCAGCUGCUUCACGAGUAUGGCACUAAAACUGGCAAUGUGCCUUUUUACAUGAUGGAGAGAGCAGAUGGAGAAGCCCACCAACCGCUCUUCAUCUUUAGUGUUACCAUUGGAGACAUCACCUGUACAGGCCAGGGUCCCUCUAAAAAAGCUGCCAAACAAGAGGCUGCAAUGGUGGCUCUGAAAAUACUGGAGUUAGACAUUGAAAAAUGCCCUCCAAAUCAAAGGAUUGAAAAUAAUGACUGUGGUGGUGAAGUAAACGACCAGCCUAAUCCAGUAGGAAUACUGCAGGAGCUUGCGAUGCAGAGGUCCUGGCGUCUCCCAGAAUACAUAGUAUGUUCAGAAGCAGGUCCGGAUCAUAAGAAAGAGUUUACAGUAAUUUGCCGGUUGGAGACACUCUCAGAAAAAGGUACCGGGAGCUCUAAAAAGAAUGCCAGAAGAGUAGCAGCAGAAAAGAUGUUGGAAAAACUACAUUGUCUCUCAGGGUCUACUGAGAUUACAUGGAAUCCAAAACCACAUGUAUACUUGGAGAGUUUGAGGAACUCCGAGUCGGAGAAGAUUUUGUUACUGAGGAGGAAUCCUCUCAGUAUUCCCAACAUGGACUAUGUACAGAUGAUGCUGGAGUUAUCGCAAGAGCAGGGCUUUGAGGUCACAUAUUUUGACAUAGAUGAACUUACAGUAAAUGGGCAGUACCAGUGUUUGGCUGAGCUGUCCACCAUGCCAGUUACAGUAUGUCAUGGUACAGGAAUCUCCUGCAGUAAUGCACACAAUGAUGCAGCUCACAAUGCUCUGCAAUACAUUAAGAUCAUGGCCAGCACCAAAUAAUCACCAGCUACAACCUUCCAGUCCACACUGCAUAGAUAAUAGCUUUAAAUGAACCAUCAUGAACAAAUUGGAUCAAUGUCUGAAAGUAUGCUCUGCCCAGUUUCUUAAGCUUGGCUGCAACUACAGACAUUUUGUUUAAGCUGAGGUCAGUUACUUAUUAAGAGAGAUUUAUUUAUUCCUGAUGAGUGUGUGACAACUAGGCAUCAUAGAAUCAGUUCUGACCGUAGUAUAUAAUUUUCUCAUCAAAACCAGCCAUUAUUGACAAGUUGUUCACACUCUAGAAACAGAGCACUAUAUAAACAUCAUCUGGAUUCUUUAAAAGAUUUCUUGGUUUAUAAAAUGUUAACCAGGCUUUAUAUGAACUAGCUGGGGGAGAGAGGAAAUUUGGAUAGAGAAUAGACAUAUUUUAUGAAGUGUGCCGUGUGUGAAGGAGUGUAUAUUUUUCGCUGACAUUUGUAUGUGAAAAUGAAAUGUUAUAUUUUUAAAUCCUUAUUUUGAAUGUGUUUUGUUUAUAUUUACUCCUAAUUAUUUAAACGAAUAAUCAUUCAUUCCUCUAUUACAAUUAAUUUAGUAUAUCUAUUUAUAAUUAUUCAUGGCUAUUGCAAGUCAAAUAAACCAUUUUCUUUUAUUAUUGAAAUGUCAUGUUUUCCUCAGGUUAUUUCUUUUAAUGUAACAUUUAUGUUCACAUAUUUAAUGUGAAGCACUCCACUGAGGUUUAUUACAGAAGUGUGGAAAGCAGAACGCUCCUUGAUGAACUACUGCCUACUGUGAAAAUGUUUAACAUUUUCAGGCUGUUUUACAAUUGAUGUCUAUUUACUUUAAUAAUAAGCAUAAAAAUCGAGUUAAAAAUAAUUUUUUGUAUACUGUAAACAUGUGUUGUGGCCGGAGCAUGGUUUAGCACUGGAGUCUUUGAGAAGUGGUUAAUUUGAAUGAAUGAAUGCACAUGCUUUUUUGUCUAAGCUGAGACAGCCAGUGGUUCUAAGCAAAGCAAAUUCAACUCUGUGUGUGUCUGUGUGUGUGUGUCUGUGUGUGUGUGUGUCUGUGUGUGUGUGUGUCUGUGUGUGUGUGUGUGUCUGUGUGUGUGUGUCUGUGUGUGAGUUUAAUUUCCGUUAAAUUAGUUACACUGGGAAGAUGUUUAGCAUGGUAAAAAUAAACAGAACCAUGCUCUCUUUCA
This is a messenger RNA of Ictalurus furcatus (blue catfish), 2342 nucleotides long. It is a transcript of the gene prkra, whose product is annotated as protein kinase, interferon-inducible double stranded RNA dependent activator. Lineage: Eukaryota; Metazoa; Chordata; Actinopteri; Siluriformes; Ictaluridae. The transcript has 8 exons. Bases 287 to 1168 code for a protein of 293 amino acids. The record is from RefSeq and is a predicted model, not a curated record.